CUAAGGUUCAAGAAGUUGCGCCUUCUUCAGAUCUUAGAUGGUAUUAACAUUUUCAUUCUCACCUGCAUCGGUUGUGGAGCCUGACUGCUUACGAAAUGUAGUUAAGUUGGCAAGAGAAAACAAUUUACUUCUUUCGGAAGAAACUUGCUGGUGCUUGCUGGACUCAUGUCUGUCGAAAAUUCCGUUGAAGAAAACUUACCAACUUCUAGAUGAAUUAUACAGUACUGAAGAGUUAAGGUUUCCAGAAGGUAGCGAGUUUGCAGUUGAGUCCAUACGUGCCAGAUCUGUUAACAAAGGUGUUGUUUUCUAUUAUGUAAAAUGGGUUGGGUGGCCACCUGUGUUCAAUACAUGGGAACCAGAAUCUAAUCUUCAUGGAUGUGAGGAUUUAAUACAAAAAUUUAUUGAAUCUUAUGGUUCGACGAUUGGGAUGCUUCCGCCUGAUAAUCAACCUGAUAGAAAAUCACAGGUUCAGGAAGUAAUGGAUCGAUUGAAGGAAGCUGUCAAUACAUCUGGGUCGCUACCAUUGUAUCUACUUGAACGAUUUUCUAGUCUCCAACCUGAUCCUACUAAUAGCCUUCGACCAUACAAGCACUUACCCACCAUAAACAUCGAAAAGCUUUUUUCAUCACAAAUAUCACAAGGCAUUAUAGAAUCUAUUUCACUCAAGCGACCUCCCAGUGUCGCUGAUCUCUUGCCAGUUUCUACCAAACGUAUUCGUCUUAGUCGGAAAGAUAAACAAGUGUUGGAUUCUGCUCUAAGUGCUUUUCAGCAAAAACUCAACACUGUCUACUCAAAUGAAGCACCAAUCACUGUCGAAAAUUCUGUAGAUUCUGAAUGCCCACCAGUUGAAUUUCAGCCGAUUCCAGAUUAUUUACCUGGACAAGAUGUAUUCUUACCGACCAAAGCUCCUAUUGGAUGUGAAUGUACAAUGGACAAUUUGGACCAGUUAGAGCUAGCCAAAAUUCGUAAAGGAGAUGGAAACAGUUCACCAGUCAUAUAUCCUUGUUGGAUCAAUAAACGACGUAGUUGUUGUGCUGUUCGUGCUGGUGCAGUUCCACCCUAUGACAAACGGAAAAGGCUCGUUGCCCCUCCUGGUCAUCCUGUUUAUGAAUGUAACUCCUUAUGUCCAUGCGAUUCGUCUUGUCCAUUUCGUGUUGUUCAACUUGGACGGAAAGUUCCUUUGUGUGUCUUCCGUACACGUGACAGAGGAUGGGGCGUUAAAACAGUGGUCCCCAUUAGUAAAGGGACAUUUGUCGUUGAAUACUUAGGAGAGAUUCUUAAUUUUGAUGAAGCAGAAAAACGAGGAAUAAUAUACGAUAAACAGACUAUGACAUAUCUUUUCGAUUUGGAUUUCGAAGGUGAUGCUUAUUACACUGUAGAUGCUUCUCAGAUGGGUAAUAUAUCACAUUUUAUUAAUCAUUCGUGUGAUCCCAAUCUCACAGUUCGUUGUGUUUUUAUUGAGUGUCUCAAUACGAAGUUACCCCGUAUUGCGCUUUACGCGUCUAGAUUUAUAAGGAAAGGUGAAGAACUUACAUUCGACUACAAUAUGACUGGUGCUGUGGCUGCGGAAACUAGUGUAGUUAUAGAUGGUUCAGGAGAGGCAGAAACUCCUACAGAAACCCAAUCAGGGUCAUCGAAUAAUGGUGGGAAGAGUCCGACCCCAUCUUCUUCCUCAGUUGACGUAACUCCUGACACAAGCAGUGAGGUAUCUUUCGAUAGCAAAUCUCUGGGAUCUAAAACAUAUUAUUUAUGUCAGUUUUUUGACAGGUUUGUGUCAAUAAUUCACAUAUACAAAUCUCUUUCAACAACGCACCAUUCAGCACAAUAUUAGCGUCAUUAUUACCAGUACUAUUGUUCAUACCAGUAUUAUUACUUUACGUUUCAAACACUACCUAUUGAAAGGGUGUUUUAAAACGAUCAGUAGUCUUUUUAUUAUGAAUGUUUUGGCUUAUGACCAGAAACCGGAUCAAAACGACUCUUCAGUACUCUGUAAAUCCCCGCUAAUUGCAUAUUUUUGGCUGUCUUUAGAAUGUUUUCGAAAAUUUCACUAUCAAUUAUAUGAAGAUAACGAUCUUUUAUUUCAAUAUAUCAAGUAGGUAAAUUGUUGUACAAAAUAUCUGACAUCGAAUUUGGAAAAUCUGGUUUUUGCACCUCAUAGUGAACACUUAAGUCUAACUCCGAAUUGUUGCCUGAUUUAUAUGAAAAGUAAACCUUUAUUGUCUUUGUUAAAAAAGACUCAGAGGCGCUUAUACUUUGUAUGUCAGAUAGAAAAGCACUGAACAACCGGGACAAAAAUAACAAACAGAAUGUGUCUGUUAGGUUAUUGGAACUAAAAAGCUAUCUUUUGGUCCAGUGGAAGCUCAUAUGCGACUGGUUCAUGGAGUACUUCAUGUCAGAGAUUUCCAUGUUUGAAUUUUGAAUAUAUCCGUCUCCAUGAUGUAAAAUAUGAAAUACCGCAGCCUUAUCUCUUCUCGGUCUGC
This is a messenger RNA of Schistosoma margrebowiei, 2480 nucleotides long. Lineage: Eukaryota; Metazoa; Platyhelminthes; Trematoda; Strigeidida; Schistosomatidae. The record is from the annotation of a GenBank genome assembly.